Molecule: messenger RNA, 390 nt
Organism: Eruca vesicaria subsp. sativa (arugula)
Lineage: Eukaryota; Viridiplantae; Streptophyta; Magnoliopsida; Brassicales; Brassicaceae
Source: the annotation of a GenBank genome assembly
AUGAAACGUUUCAUAAUUGCUCUCAUUCUUUUAGGGGCUUGUAUUGAAGGCACGUUUGGGAAAAACUCGUUUAAGAUCGUAAACAAGUUCCAAAAGAGGACAAAACUCCGUGUCCAUUGCUAUUCAGGAAACGACGAUUUAGGGGUUCAGUACUUAAUGAAUGGUCAAGAACAACAUUGGAGAUUCAACGAUUUGGUUUUUCAUAGGACAGUCUUUAGAUGUGAGUUAAUGCAUGGAUAUCAAUACCAGAAUUACCAAAAAUUUCAAGCUUAUAAUUCAAAUUGGGGGAGCGACGAGAAUAAUAAAAUGGUGACAUGGUUAGCUGUGGAAAGAGGUCUCUACAAGAUUUGGGAGAAUAGGACUCCUGAAUUUAUGUUUCCUUGGUCAUAA